GGACUGAUCAGGCCAAUAUUCUUCUUAAUCUAUUGGAGCAGUAUAGGCUUUUUUCUGGGCAGGCUAUUAAUUUGCAGAAGUCAACAAUUUUCUUCAGUAAAAAUACACCCCAGCACAUCAGAUCCUCUAUCUGUUUAGUUUUGAAUGGCAUCACAUCACACAGAUCCAUGAGAUAUCUGGGACUUCCUCUUGGCAUUGGCAGGGCUAAAAAGGAAGUUUUUGAUUAUCUCCUCACUUCA
Molecule: messenger RNA, 239 nt
Organism: Striga hermonthica
Lineage: Eukaryota; Viridiplantae; Streptophyta; Magnoliopsida; Lamiales; Orobanchaceae
Source: the annotation of a GenBank genome assembly